ACUGAGAAUUACUGUGAUGAAAAAGAAGACGAAGGAGCAGCAGCAGAAGAAGAAUAAAUAAGUAAAAUGGCUGAAGAACAUGGAAGGAAGUGGGACCGAUGCCUAGCUGAUAGUGCAGUAAAGCUAGGGACCGGUCUUGGCGUGGGGAUUGUGUUCUCCGUCCUCUUCUUCAAAAGGCGCACGUGGCCUGUGGUGUUCUGCUCAGGUUUGGGGCUGGGCAUGGGCUACUCUAACUGCCAGCAUGAUUUCAGGUCACCUUACCUGCUGCAUGGCCACAUGGUGAAGGAACAGUAGAAGACUGAUAUAUAAGACUGGGUUGGCAGAUGGACAAGUUGUUGUUGUCCUCAUUAUUUUGCUACUUGAUUUUUUUUUGUCAAAGAACUUUCUCCUGGUCACACAAUGUAAUUACUGUUUAAACUCCCACAGAACAGUUGAUACAAAUAUAUAUACUGAAAUGAAUGAAGAAUGACAGAACUAUCUUGAUUUACUUUGUUAUUGUGCGUGAAUAAUAAAUUAUUUCAGUGCUCA
This is a messenger RNA of Esox lucius (northern pike), 528 nucleotides long. Its product is annotated as MICOS complex subunit MIC10-like. The record is from RefSeq and is a predicted model, not a curated record. NCBI's taxonomy places the organism in Eukaryota, Metazoa, Chordata, Actinopteri, Esociformes, Esocidae. The transcript has 4 exons. The coding region runs from base 67 to 294 and encodes 75 amino acids. Gene Ontology annotation, cellular component: mitochondrial inner membrane; mitochondrion; MICOS complex.